AUUACACUGAAAUCAACGAGAGGGCCACUGGAGAUGACUUUUACGACUGUGCUAGUUUUUAGCAUAGCUUGUCUGACAACUACUACUGUCAAUGAAAUCUACGCAGAUUGCGAUGCAAAUUCGCGAUAUGACGAGGAGGAAGAAUAUGCGGAUGCAAAAGCUGUUUUUGAUGGGGUUGAUUUAAACAGGGAUAAUCGUAUUACAAAAGACGAGUUCUUGGAGGCAAUAAAAGAAAGAGGCAUAGACCUUGCACAGAUAGAUGUUGAUGGUGAAUUUGACAAAAUGGAUGAAAACAAAGAUGGAGUAGUUGAACCCGGUGAAUUUGACCACGAUUUGCAGUAAGAAACGCUAUUUGCAAUGAAACCAAUGGUUACUGUUGUAGUAUGGACAGUCAUUCUUACUAGGUAUUUCAAAGUCUCUCAGACACCAACUGAUCUGUAUUAUAAAUAAGGUGGUUCUAAGAAGCAAAAAUUCUACCUUUUUUAUUCCCGAAUCUGAUAUGACCACCACACUAUCUGUCAAAUUUUACGAAUAUAUGGAAUAAAUGGACGUGUAAAAACCA
Messenger RNA from Lingula anatina, 562 nucleotides. RefSeq lists its product as uncharacterized. NCBI's taxonomy places the organism in Eukaryota, Metazoa, Brachiopoda, Lingulata, Lingulida, Lingulidae. The record is from RefSeq and is a predicted model, not a curated record. Gene Ontology annotation, molecular function: calcium ion binding.